Messenger RNA from Naegleria lovaniensis, 1191 nucleotides. RefSeq lists its product as uncharacterized. Bases 1 to 1191 code for a protein of 396 amino acids. NCBI's taxonomy places the organism in Eukaryota, Heterolobosea, Eutetramitea, Acrasida, Naegleriidae. The record is from RefSeq and is a predicted model, not a curated record. The transcript has a single exon.
AUGUUUCGUUUCGCUCAGAACUCUCAUCCCUCCUUGAAGAAUGCGUUCAACAAAAUCAACAACUGCAGCCGAGGUCAAGGCUCGUUGUAUCAUCAGUCGAAUCGGCCUAGAAAAAUUUCGGAAUUCAAUAUUUUGACUCUCAAGAGUGCUUGUACAACGGACUGUGUUCCUCUUGUUGUUGCUGCAUCAUCCAUACGAUCUUUUAGCACUUUUAAUGGAGUAUCAAAUAACGAGCAUAAUAAUAAUGGAAAGAAACGAAAUUUUAAAUCCUAUCGGAACCCUAAUGAAUCAUUUUAUAAUUUUCGUGAAGAACGAACCAUGUUAUCGGGAGGAAAGCCAACACUUGUUGGAAGUAUUUUAGGGAUUGCUUGGAAAAUUAUUACAUUUCCUUUGAAAAUUAUCUCAUUGGCAACCAUGGGAGUUGUAUUCUUUAUUGGACGACUGGUACUAUCAAAAGUUCUAAAGAAGGAUUUAAAACAAAUGGAACUCAUGUUUACACGAAUGACAUUGAAAGAUGCAACACCUUUAAAAACAUUCUAUCGAGCAGACUCUUCCAUGGCAUCACCUCCUAGAUUCAUGGAUCCUUUUACCCAACAAUAUAUUGAAGUGGAUCCUAUUUUAGAGAAAUGUUUGAGAUUUGUUGAUAAUGAUCAUGUGGUUUAUGAACGUCUUAAGGCGGAAACGAUAAAGCAAAGUGGUAUGAAGGAUUCUUUCAGUGUCACACUGAUGGACGCAAAGGAAAAGACAGAUCGAGAUUUGAAUCCUGAAUCGACUGCAAAACUCUGCUUCCUCAAUUCUUCUUAUUUAAAGCUAUUAACAGAUGUUAAAAUGGCUAACGCUCAAUCCACGCCUGAGGGGCUCAUCAGACGAGUACCUCUAUUUAUUAUGAAGAAAUUGUCAGAGAAGGAAGCAAAAGAAGUGAAUACUUUUGAACCAAGUAAUGAAACUCCCAUUCAUAAUGAGCAUAUUGAGGGUUACAAGUUUGUAUUUGUAGCACAUUUAGACAUUUAUGCCUCCUAUGUCAAUGGCCAGUGGCAAGAUUUCCAGAAAAUUGAAAUUGUUGUUGAGGAUCAAGGCACAGAAGAAUCAGAGGUUCUCUUGACCUUUGAAGAUUUGUCCAUGAGCGAACAUGAAUCAACUUCGUCGUCAAGUGGAAGAAUUAUGGAUGCUGAAUUUGAAGAGAAGAAGUAA